This is a messenger RNA of Ricinus communis (castor bean), 1562 nucleotides long. RefSeq lists its product as uncharacterized. Bases 94 to 1008 code for a protein of 304 amino acids. NCBI's taxonomy places the organism in Eukaryota, Viridiplantae, Streptophyta, Magnoliopsida, Malpighiales, Euphorbiaceae. The transcript has 2 exons. The record is from RefSeq and is a predicted model, not a curated record. Gene Ontology annotation, molecular function: polysaccharide binding.
UAUAAGUUAACAUAUAGCAAGAACACCGAUGCUUCACAUCCCACCACCUUCUCUUCCUCUUCUGUCGCUAUAACCUUUCUCUACAGCCUUAAAAUGAACAAUAUCAAGCACUCUGUCACUGCUCUCCUUUUGCUCUUUUGUUCUUUCAUAGCUCUUCUUUCCUUAACAUCAGCCCAAGCUUGCAAGAAUUCUUGUGGUAAAAUCCCCGUCAAGUAUCCAUUUGGAACUGGCCUUGGCUGUGGCGAUCCAAGAUUACAGAAAUAUGUAACUUGCAAUCAAGACAAGCUUACUUUGACCACACAUACUGGCUGCUAUCCUGUCACCAACAUAGACUACACCAAUCAAGUUAUUUACAUCUCAGAUCCUUCUAUGUCAACCUGUGCUUGCACCCAACCAAGCAAAGGCUUUGGCUUAGACUGGGAUGCCCCUUUCUCUUUUUGUGAUGAUACCGUCUUUACAUUACUCGACUGCUCAACCUCUUCAUCACCUAUUUACAGAACCAAUACAAAUAGUGAUAGUAAUGCCACUAUAGUUCCUCAGUGUGAUAGAACAGGAGCACCUAUUUGCAGUUUCUUGUAUUCCUGUCAAGCUAUUAGCAUGCUCAAUCUCCCUAUCUCUACUUGUUGUGUAUAUACCCCAGUUGAUCUCGGACCGUCUUUUGAAAUGGAUUUAGAGAAAUUGCAAUGCCGUUCUUAUUCUGGGUUCUAUAGCUUUAGUGGUCAGAAAGCUAAUCCUGAAAAUUGGAAGUAUGGAAUAGCACUUAAGUACAAGUUUAAUGUGUACAAUGACUAUCCAACCUCUUGUGCUAACUGUGAGAAGAGUGAUGGUGUUUGUGGUUAUGGUGGUGCUUUCAAUUCCUUUGUUUGUAAUUGUCCUAAUGGCUUGAACACAACGUCAGAUUGUUUGUUUGGAGCAUCAUAUAAUCAUGGAUCAAGCCUUUUCCCAUGGCAGACAGGUACUUGGUUAAUCUAUUCCUUGGCAUGCUUUCUGGUUUGGGCAUUCUUGUAGGCCUUUAUUUUUACAUAAAGAGCAUAAGCAAACUGUAUUUUGUUUUAAUGUAUCUAUCUUCGGAUGUAAGAAAAGAAAUGUUCAAAAGCAAUUAGUUACCCUCUUCUUUCUACUUCUCACUUUCUCAGCAGUCUCUUUCUGGUAAAGAAUACAGGACGCCAAUAGUUGUAAUUGAAACAUAUAUAUAUAAUAUUAUUUGCUAAUUUAGCCAAUAAAGCAGAGCAGGCUAAGCUUAUCACACCAUUAGCCUACAAUUUUCAGAGUUUGUGUUUGUUUUGGCUUUAUUUUGGGGUCCAGCUUUCAAAGUGGUCCUCUAAUAGCACAGAGGGGUAGUGAUGGUAAUGGAAACAAGAUCAUGGAAUAAGGUUCUUUCUUUUGAGCAUUUGCAUCCACCAAAGAGAGAAUCACUUUCAUUAUAAAGGUAGUGUUUUUUGAAGGCCCUACUCGUCAACUUCCACAGAGAAAGAUGUAAAGAAGCUUUGUAACUACAGUUUUAUUCUCGAAUCAUCAGUAUCAUCGCUGUAUAUCAAACUCCGCCACCUAACAUUUUACAA